Molecule: messenger RNA, 414 nt
Organism: Penicillium crustosum
Lineage: Eukaryota; Fungi; Ascomycota; Eurotiomycetes; Eurotiales; Aspergillaceae
Exons: 3
Coding region: 1-414 (137 amino acids)
Source: RefSeq, a predicted model, not a curated record
AUGACUUACCAGGCACAGCCAAUCAUAGUUUCAUACAUCACGAACAUCGUACCAGGAACCCUCGAGGUUGAUGUGGACCAUCUUUGGACGAACCUCCUCGCAUACUAUUUCCCGGUCACUGAAGACUUCGGAGUUGAACGCGAAGCUUAUAUCCGAUCCCGGUCACAGACGAGGGCAAACGUUUGUGUGAGCACCCUAGUCCAUAAUUCAAUAUCCAAGGUCAUCAUGAUAGAGAGCAAGAGGGCCUCGAGGUCACAAAAUGGUUCUCCGCCGUCUAGUUCCUGGACUCAUGCAAAGGAGCAACUGUUGGGAUAUAUGCUAUCCCGUCGUGAGGAACAAACGGAGAAUCUUCCUCGUCUAUUUGGAAUGGUAGGCAUCGGAAGGCUCAGCUUGAUAAUUAUCGAGGUGGUUUGA